AUGUGGCUCAAUAUUCCAGCAUUUGAUCUCUUGGCUUGCACAUUGAUAUUCACUACUUUGUUGGGCACUAGUAAAGCUGCUGAUUGUCUUUCUAAUGAUCCAAAUGCACCAAAAGUUGCUUAUACCGUUACUGUUAAAAAAUAUGGUGGUUAUGGUAAUUUUACUACAAUUCAAGCUGCCAUCAAUUCCAUUCCCUCACAGAAUAAUCGAUGGGUUCGUAUACUUAUUAGUCCUGGAUUUUAUAGGUAUCAGACACCUAUGAAUGGAAACCCUAUUAUGCAGUCAGUUGCACUUGAAGUAGUUGGUGACAAAUCAUCUUUUCAUAGAUGUAGUUUCUUUGGAUUUCAAGAUACAUUAUGGGAUGUUAAAGGUCGCCAUUACUUUAAAAACUGUUAUAUUGAAGGUGCUGUGGAUUUCAUUUGGGGGAAUGGCCAGUCCAUAUAUGAGGGAUGUAAAAUAUUUGUUCUUCCUUGUUUGGGAGGACUGGUAACAGGAUUUAUUACAGCUCAAGGCCGAAACUUGGCAAAUGAGAACAGUGGAUUUGUGUUUAAAGCUGGUAAAGUAUUUGGAAAUGGUAACGCAGAGGCUUAUCUUGGUAGAGCUUAUGGAGCUUAUUCAAGAGUAAUUUGGUAUGGAACAGAAUUCUCUGAUGUUAUAGUUCCUCAAGGAUGGCAAGCUUGGAACUAUGUCAACCAUGAGCAAAAUUUUCAGUACGUGGAGGCUAAUUGCCAUGGACCAGGCUCAAACUUAUCCAAGCGUGUGACAUGGUUAAACAAACUGACCAAACCAGAAGUUGAUAAAUUUACAGAUAUUUCGUACAUAGACAAAGAAGGAUGGUUGGCCAAUCAACCUUGA
Molecule: messenger RNA, 855 nt
Organism: Telopea speciosissima
Lineage: Eukaryota; Viridiplantae; Streptophyta; Magnoliopsida; Proteales; Proteaceae
Product: putative pectinesterase 52
Exons: 4
Coding region: 1-855 (284 amino acids)
Biological process (GO): cell wall modification
Molecular function (GO): pectinesterase activity
Source: RefSeq, a predicted model, not a curated record